GGAAGAUUCACAACAUAAGCCAUCCCUUCCGAUUGAAAGGGGAUCCACCCGACUGCGGGGACAGAAAAUAUGAACUGUGGUGUGAUCAAGAGCAGAAUCGCACAGUUGUGCAGUUGUAUUCCGGACAAUACUACGUGGAGGAUAUCAACUACACAGACUACUCAAUGCGGCUGGUAGAUCCAGGCGUGCAGAAAGACAACUCCUGUUCUUUGCCUUCUCAUUCUUUGGGUGACUGGAAUUUCAGCUACAGAGAUCCCUAUGCCCUGGAGACUAAUGGAUGGAACAAAGCCAUAACUUUUUUGGACUGUGCAGCUGCAGUAACUUCUGUCCAGUACUACGUGGACAUUACCCUCUGCGGUAGGGGCAAUACAGCUGAGAAUGCUCAUCCCAUCACCUCUUCUUCAUCCCCUGGAGAUUCCUGCCCCAACCAUUCUUAUGCUAUCUUUGGACGAAAGACCAUGUCAGAUGUGGUGGACUCUUGCAGCAUCCGGAUGGUGGCCUGGGUUCAGAAUCCACCAACAGCAGGAGAUUUAAUCAGUGAUAAUAAUCAUCAGCAAAAUAUUUCUUUCGCAACCAUCCAUGACAAGCUGGCUUAUGGGUUUUGGAUUUCAUGGUAUAACUUUCGCUGCGGCCGGAAGUGCUUCGAAACGGGUGGCUACUGCCUCCGUGAUAACAAUACCAUUACCUGUAGAUGGUGCUAUAUUAAUCCCAAGUUCACCUCUAGCCGCCCCUUCAAAUGUCUCUGGUAUGAUUUUCUGUGGUACGGUCUGCCAUUUGGAAAAUGGGUCAUUGGUCUCCCAACUUAUCCAGAUCUAUAUCCUACCUCUGGUUUCCGACAUGAUGCUUUGAUACUUGGAGGUUGGACCAUUCGAGUAUACGUUGUUGCACGAAUUUUGUGUGGAAAUCUUUCUGUUUUGGUGUUUUUGCUCUAUAAAUUUCGGAAAAGGCAUUUAUCAAUGUAUGCUAAUGUUGAAGAAUUCCUACAAAGUCAAAAUAAUCUAAUGCCAAUAAGGUACUCCUACUCAGAAAUUAAGAAGAUGACCAACAAAUUCCAGGACAAGAUAGGUGAAGGAGGUUAUGGUUCAGUAUAUAAGGGUAGGCUUUGCAGUGGUAGUCAUGUUGCAAUAAAGAUGUUGACUAAGUCCAAGGAUAAUGGGCAAGACUUCAUUAAUGAAGUUGCUACAAUUGGGAGAAUUCAUCAUGUCAAUGUGGUGCGUCUUGUUGGAUUUUGUGUGGAGGGAUCUAAGCGUGCUCUUGUAUAUGAUUUCAUGCCUAAUGGGUCUCUUGAAAAGCACAUUUUUCUUCAAGGAGGAAAUAUAUCCAUGAGUUAUGAUAAAAUAUACGAAAUUGCACUUGGAAUAGCACGUGGGAUUGAAUAUCUACACCAAGGAUGUGAGAUGCAGAUUUUGCAUUUUGAUAUCAAGCCUCAUAACAUUCUUCUCGAUGAGAAUCUCACUCCAAAAAUUUCAGACUUUGGACUCGCAAAAUUGUAUCCAACAAAUGAUAGCAUAGUAAGUCUUACUGCUGCAAGAGGAACGAUGGGAUACAUUGCACCAGAAUUUUUCUAUAAAAAUAUUGGAGGUAUCUCAUAUAAAGCUGAUGUUUACAGUUAUGGAAUGUUGUUAAUAGAAAUGACAAGCAAGAGGAAGAAUUUGAAUGCAUCUGCAGAGCACUCAAGCCAAGUUUACUUUCCUUUGUGGGCUUAUGACAAAAUCCAUGAAGGGAAGGACAUAAACAUAGAAGAUGAUGCUACAGAGGAAGAGAGGAAAAUGACAGAGAAAAUGCUAGUUGUUGCUCUAUGGUGCAUACAAAUGAAGCCUAGAGAUCGCCCUCCAAUGCACAAAGUUGUCGAGAUGCUUGAAGGAUCACUGGAAGUCUUGCAAAUGCCUCCCAAUCCUUUUCUAUCUCCACUAGAGAUGAAAACUAAUGGUUGAGUCAAUAUAAAGCCAACUGAGUUACUAAUAUCGUCAGACAAUCCUAUAGAUUCCAUCAGUUUGGAUUUAAAUAAAAAUGGUACAACUGAAAAUUAAGCCACCUAAUAGUGAACAACGUGUGAACAUGUCAGGAAUUUUCUACUUUGUAGUUGGAUAAAGUGCCUCACUAUCUUAAAUUAGGAUAUGAUUUUGGACCAAACUUUUUGUUUGUUAGUAUUAAAAUAAAGGAUAAUAUGCAUCCAUAAAAGUUUGAGUAA
This is a messenger RNA of Malania oleifera, 2191 nucleotides long. Its product is annotated as rust resistance kinase Lr10-like. Gene Ontology annotation, biological process: protein phosphorylation. NCBI's taxonomy places the organism in Eukaryota, Viridiplantae, Streptophyta, Magnoliopsida, Santalales, Ximeniaceae. The record is from RefSeq and is a predicted model, not a curated record. The transcript is spliced from 6 exons. Gene Ontology annotation, molecular function: ATP binding; protein kinase activity. The coding region runs from base 165 to 1934 and encodes 589 amino acids.